Messenger RNA from Nerophis ophidion (straightnose pipefish), 3331 nucleotides. It is a transcript of the gene epha3, whose product is annotated as eph receptor A3. The record is from RefSeq and is a predicted model, not a curated record. Gene Ontology annotation, cellular component: neuron projection; plasma membrane. Gene Ontology annotation, biological process: protein phosphorylation; cell surface receptor protein tyrosine kinase signaling pathway; axon guidance. NCBI's taxonomy places the organism in Eukaryota, Metazoa, Chordata, Actinopteri, Syngnathiformes, Syngnathidae. Gene Ontology annotation, molecular function: transmembrane-ephrin receptor activity; ATP binding; protein binding. Bases 193 to 3144 code for a protein of 983 amino acids. The transcript is spliced from 19 exons.
GUGACUACUUUUAAAAAUGGCGUCAUUGUUGGUUUGGUAAAAUGCAGCGUGCUUCGUCACCAUCAUACCACACUGGACCCAGCGGAAAAGCGUCCCGGCCGGCGGGCUGAAGGAGGGAGAGAUGUGCGCGCAGACAGAAUCUCUCAGACGCGCCAGUGGCUUCAUGGAGUUACGCACCUCUGACGCGCCGCCAUGGAUUGCAAGUCGCGAUCGCUGCUUUUCUUCUCACCUCUUUUGCUGACUCUUGCGCUUCCGGUUUCUACUGUCGUCUACCCCCCGAAUGAAGUCAACCUGUUAGAUUCCAAAGCCAGCCAGGGGGAGUUAGGAUGGAUUUCCUACCCUUCACACGGGUGGGAGGAGAUCAGUGGGGUGGAUGAGCAUUACACGCCCAUCCGGACUUUCCAGGUGUGCAACGUGAUGGAGUACAGUCAGAACAACUGGCUCCGCACCAACUGGAUCCCCCGUCAGUCGGCCCAGAAGAUCUACGUGGAGCUGAAAUUCACUCUGAGGGACUGCAACUCCAUCCCCUUAGUCCUGGGCACGUGCAAGGAGACCUUCAACCUUCUUUACCAGGAGACCGACGACGACCAAGGCACUCACUUCCGGGAACACCAGUUCACCAAGAUCGACACCAUCGCCGCGGACGAGAGUUUCACCCAGAUGGACCUGGGCGACCGCAUCCUCAAGCUGAACACCGAGGUGCGUGAGGUGGGCCCCAUGACCAAGAAGGGCUUCUACCUUGCUUUCCAGGACGUGGGCGCCUGCGUAGCUUUGGUCUCGGUGAGGGUUUACUUCAAAAAGUGCCCCAACACGGUGAAGAACCUCGCCUCCUUUCCUGACACCGUGCCCAUGGACUCUCAGUCGUUGGUGGAAGUCAAAGGUUCCUGUGUCAAUCACUCGAAGGAAGAGGAGCCGCCGCGAAUGUACUGCAGCACGGACGGGGAGUGGCUGGUGCCCAUUGGAAAGUGCCUCUGCAACCCGGGCUACGAAGAACGAAGCAACACCUGUCAAAUGUGCAGGGCGGGCUUCUACAAAUCCACAGUGGGAAACGCCGAGUGUUCCAAGUGUCCGCCUCACAGCUACGCUCACCACGAGGGAUCCUUGCACUGCGGCUGUGAGAAGAACUUCUUCCGAGCCGAGGGGGACCCGGCCGCCAUGGCCUGCACUCGUCCGCCCUCGGCCCCCCGGAACGUCAUCUCCUCCAUCAACGAGACCUCGGUCAUCCUGGACUGGAGCUGGCCGGAGGACACGGGCGGCCGCCGGGACCUCGUCUUCACCGUCCUCUGCAAGCGAUGCCGCGCGGGCACGGCGGACGCCGGCGCUCCGCGCUGCGAGCCCUGCAGGGGCAACGUGCGCUUCCUGCCGAGGGCGGCGGGCCUGCAGAACACCACCGUGACGGUGGCCGACCUCCUGGCUCACACCAACUACACCUUCGAGAUCGAGGCGCAGAACGGCGUCUCGCCGCUGGCGCCCAAGAUGAGGCAGUACGCCGCCGUCACCAUCACCACCAAUCAGGCCGCUCCCUCCCCCGUGAUCGUCAUCAAGAAGGAGAAGACAUCACGGAAUAGUGUUUCCUUGUCUUGGCUGGAGCCGGAGAGACCCAACGGCAUCAUCCUCGACUACGAGAUCAAAUACUACGAAAAGGAGGAGCAGGAGACCAGCUACACCAUCCUCCGGGCCCGGGGUUGUAACGUGACUCUGAACGGUCUGAAGCCCAACACCGCCUACCUGCUGCAGAUCAGAGCCCGCACGGCGGCGGGUUACGGAGCCAGCAGUCCCAGUUUCCAGUUUGAGACCAGUCCCGACUCCGCCUUCUCCAUCUCCAGCGAGAGCAGCCAGGUGGUUUUGAUCGCCAUUUCCUCCGCCGUGGCCAUCAUCUUGCUAACAGUGCUGCUCUACGUCCUGAUUGGCAGGUUUUGUUGCCACAGCAAAUCCAAACAUCCUGAUGAGAAAAGACUGCACUUUGGCAAUGGCCACUUGCGCCUGCCGGGGAUCAGGACCUACGUGGACCCUCACACCUAUGAGGACCCCAGCCAGGCCGUGCAUGAGUUUGCCAAGGAGCUGGACGCCUCCUGCAUCGCCAUCGAUAAAGUGGUGGGAGCAGGGGAGUUUGGUGAGGUGUGCAGUGGUCGACUGAAGCUGCCCAGCAAGAAGGAGAUCUGCGUGGCCAUCAAGACUUUGAAAGGAGGAUACACGGACAAGCAGAGGCGGGACUUCCUGGCUGAGGCGUCAAUCAUGGGACAGUUUGACCACCCCAACAUCAUCAGGCUGGAGGGUGUGGUGACACGCAGCAAGCCUGUUAUGAUCGUCACAGAAUACAUGGAGAACGGCUCGCUGGACAGCUUUCUGAGGAAACACGACGCCCAGUUCACCGGCAUCCAGUUGGUGGGCAUGCUGCGUGGCAUCGCCUCGGGCAUGAAGUACCUGUCCGACAUGGGCUACGUCCACAGAGACCUGGCAGCCCGCAACAUCCUGGUCAACAGCAACCUGGUGUGUAAAGUCUCAGACUUCGGACUGUCCCGGGUCCUGGAGGACGACCCCGAGGCCGCCUACACCACCAGGGGAGGAAAGAUCCCCAUCCGGUGGACGGCUCCGGAGGCCAUUGCUUACAGGAAGUUCACAUCAUCCAGCGAUGCUUGGAGUUACGGCAUCGUGCUGUGGGAAGUCAUGUCGUAUGGUGAACGGCCUUACUGGGAGAUGUCCAAUCAGGAUGUGAUAAAGGCUGUAGAUGAAGGGUAUCGCCUUCCACCGCCCAUGGACUGCCCGGCCACACUUUACCAGCUGAUGCUGGACUGUUGGCAGAAGGAAAGAAACAACCGGCCUAAAUUUGAACAGAUAGUCAGCAUCCUGGAUAAACUUAUACGCAAUCCCGGGAGUCUGAAAAUUACAGCCAACACCACAUCAAGGCCCGCCAACUUGUUGCUGGACAGAAGCAGCUCGGAGGUUCCCCCGAUGGGAACGAUGGGCGACUGGAUGGACGGCAUGAGGACCUUGCCCUGCAACGAGGCCUUCUCCGGGGUCAGCUACAGCUCCUGUGACACGCUGGCCAAGACUUCCACAGAUAGAGUGAUUCUGACAGAGGUCCACGUCACUCCAGCAACUUGCCCGGAGUGGGAGCCGUCCAUGGGGAUCACCACUCUCUAGCCGCCGCUCGCUCUUCUUUCCAUUCCUCGGACUCUGGAUGGGAUUUGAAGAAGGUCGGAGUGACAAUCGCGGGACCACAGAAGAAGAUCGUGAGCAGCCUCAAAGCCCUGGAAUCGCACGCCAAGAACAACCCGGUACCUGUUUAAAAAAAAAAAACACAAAAAAAACGAGCAAACGGUGGGAGCGU